Messenger RNA from Penaeus monodon (black tiger shrimp), 3736 nucleotides. RefSeq lists its product as uncharacterized. The record is from RefSeq and is a predicted model, not a curated record. The transcript is spliced from 18 exons. NCBI's taxonomy places the organism in Eukaryota, Metazoa, Arthropoda, Malacostraca, Decapoda, Penaeidae. The coding region runs from base 1 to 2493 and encodes 830 amino acids.
AUGGCUAUAAAUCAUGUAUUUGACAAUCGAAGAACAGGUUCUUGGUGGCCCCCAAAGCCAUGGAUCUUGGUCCAAGAGACCUCUAGAGUCACAGGCUUUGCCUCACUGCUAAAUGCAUUGAGAGCCGCCACUAAGGUCUCCAAAGACUCUGAUAAGAUGUCAACAUCAUCACCAGAGUCCAGAUUGUGCAAGAACAAGCUCUUGUCUCCACCAUGCCCCCACUAUGCUGGACAGCAGUUUAGAACCACACUCUACAAUGACUGGAAGCGCGAGGAUUCGAUUUAUUGCCACAGGAGGUAUGGCCAUCCUCUCAGUAGGUCUAGGAGAACAGUACCAGACUGUCAGAUAACAGCCAGGACAGUGUAUAAUCCACGAGGCAUGAACCCACCACCAGACUUUAGCAGUUCAGCAGGGAUGCCACAAAUGCCUAACUUCCCUAACUUCUCGUCAGAGUCCCACAUGCAAGUAAUCGGUGUUACUUCCGAUCACCAACAAUCGAGCUGCGCAACAUGCAUCCAUGAUCUCCGGUGUCUGCCUGUUCUUGAGUGUCCAGCAAUGAGGGCUGUAGCACUGGCACCAGGAGUCACCCCCACCUCCAAUACCUUGCUCGUUGUAGUCGAGCCAGAAAUCCUUAACCUCUCAAAGUCCCAGAGAAGACUGUUCUCUCUACUAUUAGCUCUUGAUCCAUGGGGACUGAUAGACAUCUUGUCACCAGCUCAGUCACAGCCAGAUACCUCAUUGAAAUCACCAGGAACAAUGAAGAUAUCCCAAGAGGAUGACUCCGACUUGAUAGGAAAGAAAGUAAAAGCAGAAAUGCUGUAUUGCGUAUUGGCACUGAUGGCCAGAGUCCUUGUAACGCUGCCUUUGAUGGUAAACAGUUCUGGAACAAGAACAACUACGGGUACUAUGUGGUACCAGGUGACUGUGAGCGAUACAAGUCUGGAGGGAGCGCCUAGUACCACGUUUGAUCGACCCAUGACUUCUCUUAUGUGUGCAGGUCAUGCUCUUCAGGCAACGUGGGGACUGUUUUGCCAUGUGGAUCAGCUUUGUCGCCUGUACGACGUGGAUAUCGCUGGGAACUUUAGCGAAUCUACAGCGACUGGCUUGACUAUCUGCAUGACCCGGAUACCACCAGCUCAGACACCGGUCUAUACCAACUCCCCCACGACUACCACUCCUUCCAACAUGGACUCCACGGCUGCAACUCCUUCCCCCACCGGCCCCACCUCGAGCAUCACCCCGGGCGCCACAACCUCAGCCUCCGUCAUAGCUUCUGUCUCAACCGCCCCUCCUACCACAACGGCCCCUCCUCGAUCCGUCACGAAGGCGAAUGUUUUCCCGACGGUGGCCCUCAUCGGCGACCUUAGCAGCGUAAACAUGAGCGAUGUAUGCGAGAACGAAGGGGGUUUUCUCCCUCCCUAUCUCUACAAGGCCCAGAUCGACACACUGUUUGAUACGCAGGAGUCCGUGGCAGCGUGGACGACCCUGGUGGGGGAAAAAUGCUUUGGAGGAGACUGGAUUUUGGUUUGGGCGGACGGAUCCAGAUUCAGGGAUGAUGUAACCGGAUAUAAGGUGUCCGCGGGGUCGACGGCGUUCGGAACUCAGAGAAAUGACUCGCAGCGGGUUUGCUUCGCUCUGGAGGGCCCCGAAUUCGUGGCUCAUUCUUGCGACGGGUCGACGAUCACGACUUCGAUGAGCGUCGUGUGUCUCGCGCCUCCUGUCGUUUUCAAGUCGGUUAACGAAACGAACAACGCCAGCUAUGACAGUCAGGACUCGCUGUGUAGGAGCGAAGGCGGGAAACUUCUUCCUCGUCUCACCCGGGCCGUCCUCAAAGACCUUGUUUAUUACUACGGAAAAAUGACAGCUUGGACGACAAUGAUGGGGAAAGUGUGCCAGGGAGCAGACUGGUCUCUGGUGUGGCCGGACGAAACGAGGGUCGAUAAUGAAACGCUGGAUCUUCCAUGGUCCUCAGGCCAAACGUUUUUCGCCAACGCAUCGGUAACCGUGAGGGAAGACCUGAGGGUGUGCUUCAUCAUUACGAAUUCCCAGUUCCUUGUCGCCCAUCUGUGUGGGAAUUCUGACAGCAACAGUGUUCUAUGCACUCGCGACAUGUCAACGUACCUGUCAAAUGCGAGGACCAUCGACGGAAGCUUUUACAACCAGGACGCCUUGUGUGCGGCCGAGGGGGGGCAAGCCGCGACCAGCUUCAACAUCGAUAACCUUCUAGAGCUGAAGUAUUACUACGGUUCUAUAAAAGCUUGGACAACGAUGCUGUAUGAAGUGAGUCGCGCAAUAAUCGGUUGGAGCCGCAAAGAGAAGUGGUACGACGGCAAGGUCGUUUCUGUUUCAAAACUUGAUAUCCCUGUGAAUCCAAGUGAAGAGUACAAAAUCGAGAAGACCUUCUGCUUCGUCUUCAAAAAUACUUCCAUGCUCGUCACCCAAGAGUGCUUUGACAACACGACCCUCAUGAGCGCCCUCUGCCUCUUCGUAUGAGCGCUUUCUCACCUCAAGGGCGAGGCAUGUGCCGUAUGGUGAUUAUUUGUGCCGUUUGGUGAUGUGGUGCAUAAUGAUUAUGACGAUGUGAAAGUUAUGUAGGUGUAUAGGGGUUAUUGUGCUGGUAUAUGUUCCUCAUGAUGGUAUACAAUGAUAAUGGUGAUUUUCGUAAUGGUAUAAUUUUCAUGGUGGAAAGUGGUAACUAUUGUGGCAGAUGAAAAGGAAAUUAAGAAUGUAUGAAGACUAGUACUACAUCUGUGAUUUAGAUUUUUAUCUUGUCUCACUUUACAUCUCACCCUCCCAUCCUUUCUUGCUUGCCUCAAGUCUCAACACAUAGCAUAGGUUGACUUACCAUAAAUCUGCCGUUCAUUGUAGAAGUGUAAUGCACUUAUUAGAUUACCCUGCUUCUGUUUAAAAGCAAAAACAUAUAGUAACGUCUGUAAUAAAAAAAAAUCCCACCAUGUAUGUUUUCUCUCUUUAAAAAAGCAAGAUGCCUAGUGUUUUUAACUAAAAAUGAAGUGAAUGUUUUAAAGUUCAGUCAUAAAAAAAGCUGCCUAGUGUUUUCAACUAAAAUAAAGUGAAUGUUUUUAAGUUUAGUCAUUAAUGUAAUAAUUUGUCCCUCUAUAUGUUACCGACGCUUCUAUAUAAUUUCCGAAAUAUACAAAUGAAAAUUGAAUACAACCUUUCCUGGCCUUGUUCCAUGCUAGUUUAGAUACAUUUAUAAAUAAACGAUAAAACACCGUGCAUAAGAGAAUAUCUUCCAUGAGUCCGUUCAGCCUGCACGCUUCAUAGGAUCGAUUGUGUCAGUUUGCUAAACUAAAAUAUGCAUGUCCAAUUUGUUUCACUCUGUAAUAUAACUAUAAACUUUAUUACGAAUUCUGCCAAAAUUCUUGUUCCUUUAUGCUUCACUUAAAAAAAUACAUCUCAUAUCCUGUUUUUUUUCUGUUCAUAGAUGAAUACAAUUGGAAUCUGAUUAUGAAAAUAAUGCACUUACGUGUUAAUUUCGUCUAGAACUGAGCAGAGUUGAUCGUGACAAAGAUAGAAAAUGGAAUGAAUGAGAGCGAACACUUUAAAUCUUCUGAUGAAUAUUUAAUCAAACAAGUCAGAAUUAUCUCUUGCACUGUGAAGUAAUUAAUUCAUACCUCUUUUUUUACAUCUAUCUGUCUUAAUGAAAUGCUGGUCACUAUUUUCUCUUCAUUUUACAUUGGUCAAUAUGCAUGCAAAAGACACUUUAUCGCUAUAA